This is a messenger RNA of Magallana angulata, 2642 nucleotides long. RefSeq lists its product as uncharacterized. Gene Ontology annotation, biological process: positive regulation of DNA-templated transcription. Lineage: Eukaryota; Metazoa; Mollusca; Bivalvia; Ostreida; Ostreidae. The transcript is spliced from 2 exons. Bases 134 to 1852 code for a protein of 572 amino acids. The record is from RefSeq and is a predicted model, not a curated record. Gene Ontology annotation, molecular function: ubiquitin-protein transferase activity; zinc ion binding. Gene Ontology annotation, cellular component: chromatin; nucleoplasm.
GUCUUUGUAUACGUGCUUUGAACAUCUAGUAGAACACCAGGAGAUUUAAAUCUAAUUUUGGCUCUAUAAACAGGAAGUAAAUUACACAAGUCGCUCUGAUCUCAGGGCGUUACCUUGAUUCAGGACUCAAGUGAUGGAAAUAUCUAAAUCCCUAGAACCACCCGACGCCCAGCAUUAUUUGGUGUGUGGCACUGAAGACUGUGAGAAGAACUGCCAGUUUUACUGCAAUGACUGUCACCAACCAUUGUGUGAACAAUGCAGAGAUGAACAUCAGAAGAAUAAGAAAACAAAGAACCAUGAAGUGGUCCCUUAUAAACAACGCAAACGUCAACUUCCUGUAGAGAAAUGCAAGAUCCACCCAUCAAAAGACAUAGAUCUUCUCUGUGAGCAAUGCCAGAUUCCCAUUUGUUCUAAAUGCACAGCCACAGAAGAACACCGCGGCCAUGUGUUUACCGACCUAGAAAUUGUCUUUGCUGAAAAAUGUUCGCUUUGUCAUGUAGAAAUUACCAAAAUUCGAAGCUAUUUUGAGCCUACUUCUCAAGAUUUGAAAAAGGAAAUUGUUGGAAAUGUCACAGAAAUUAAAAAGAUCAUGAAAGAUAUAAGAACAUCUAUGAAGGCUGAAGCUGAGUCUGUGAAAAAGCUGGUAGACACAGUCACAUCAGAAAAAAUGGAACAAGUCGACAAAAUAGAACAGUCAUUAUUAGAAACUUUAAGCGGUCAAAAUAAAAAAAUGCAUGACUACAUUAACUAUCUCAAUGAAUUGAUCAAAAAAUUUUAUGGCUACCUAUCUUCCUCGGAUAUUGACAAUUUAACAUUUGCUCUCAAAUCAGAAAACCUAAUGAUACAACCCAUACCAGAAACAUUCAAACCAGUCCCACCCGUAUUUACUGCUGGUCAAUACAGCAAGGAAGAUAUUGCCAAACUGCUUGGUAGAAUAACUGUUCCUAACACUAAACCAGAGAACAGAAAAAUAAAACCCAUGGAGACUGCCUCUACAGAAUUGAAACUUACAGGGAAACAAGACAGAGAGAAAUCUGACGUGAAACAAACACUGUCUCUGUCUUCUGCUGUCACCAAGGUCAGGGAGUUCAAAGUACCAGGUGUUAGUCGUGUAUAUCAUAUAUCACUGGGUAAAUCAGGCAGACUCUGGGUCAGUGAUUAUAUAGGUAACCUUUUCCAAACAGAUCUACAGGGGAAUAAGCUACAGAUGAUACGAACCAGUGGUGAAUCUGAAGGCUACCACACAGUCACACAGGGCGGGGGUCUGAUCUAUACAGAAAAAUACCACAAAGUCAUCAAUAGGAUAACACCAGAUAAUUCAAUCACUGAAUUCAUUAAAACAGGAGACUGGACACCAUUCAGUUUACACUCCUCCCACAUCAAUGGGAACAUGCUGGUGGGGAUGAGGAAGUAUGAAGAGGUUAAAGUCACCAGGUACAACAAGACAGGGACAGAAAUACAGAACAUACAGAGAGACAACAAAGGACAGGAACUGUAUAGUCGUCCAGACUACAUCACAGAAAACAUCAAUGGUGAUGUCUGUGUAUCAGACUAUAACAAACAUGCUGUAGUGGUGGUGGAUAAAUCCGGACAACACAGGUUCUCCUACACAGGUCAGGGGUCAGGGUUUAAUCCCUUUGGAAUAUGUACUGAUGUACUCGGUCACAUCCUGGUGUGUGAUGUUAUCAGUAAAACAGUUCAUCUCCUGGAUCAGGACGGUCAGUUCUUGUCUCUACUACUCACAUCACAACAAGGGGUACAUAUUCCCUGUAGUGUGUGUGUGGACGAUGAGAACAAUCUCUGGGUGGGAGAUGUUGCAAACACUGUGAGAGUGUACAAGUAUCUACAGUGAACAUUAUAUAUCCAUACAUCAAUUCGGUACUGUGUGUAUGCUGUGAGACAAUGUAACAACAACACUGUGAUAGUGUACAAUUACUGGUACAUACAGUAUUAGUGUACGUUAGUACAUGUUAGCGUUUUUCACCCUGUGCAUGUUUAUAAAGUUAAAUAUAAUGAAUCAUAUUAAUUGCUAAACAAUUGACAAAUAAAAAUGCAUGUAUUAUAUUUCCUAUUUUAGCCAUUAGAUACUUAAUUUCAAUUUUUGAUUGAAUCUUGAAAAUAGUUAUCAAAAGGAAUACAUAUAUUAAAUUUCAUCUAGCAAUGAUUGAAGUAAUGCAAAUGUUUUACGAAAUACAAUGAUAUCAAAACCGUACAAUGUAAAAAUACUACAGAACAAUAUUUAAUUUUCAGUUUUUCAUCAAUUGAUGAAUUUGAAUAAGAUGUACAUAUUUGACAUCUUACUACAUGUACAUGUAAAAUGCAUUGACAAAAAAGAUUCGUUUGAUUCACAGACAAUGUAGAUUUUAAAAUUAAGGAAGCUAUUUCUGCCUGGUAUUUUCAUCUUAAGAAAUUUUUUUUUAUUAAAAAGAAGAAAAAAACCUAAAACGUUUUUUCAUUAACACGCAAACGGUACACAGAAAUUAAAAAAGGUAAAAGAACAGCAUUUAAUAGAACAAAGGGAGGAAACUCCUAAAACGAAGCUGCCGAAAGUACAGUCUUUUCAUUAAAUCAGGGACGACGGACCUGAUAUGUUGCACAACUACUACGAACAUCGAAAUCAAAAUAUUACGUCACAAUCACUA